Messenger RNA from Hypomesus transpacificus, 7171 nucleotides. Its product is annotated as AP-4 complex accessory subunit RUSC1-like. Bases 102 to 2972 code for a protein of 956 amino acids. Gene Ontology annotation, molecular function: protein binding. Lineage: Eukaryota; Metazoa; Chordata; Actinopteri; Osmeriformes; Osmeridae. The transcript is spliced from 11 exons. The record is from RefSeq and is a predicted model, not a curated record. Gene Ontology annotation, cellular component: cytoplasmic vesicle.
UCUCCAUCUCCACCUCCUCCCCCCCUGCCGUCCCUCCCCCACCAGCCCUGCCUCCUCCUCCCUCCUUCCAUGCCUUAGAUGUAGAGAUCAGGAAGCUUCUGAUGCUGGCUGGACUGACCCAAGCAGAGCUUCAGAAGCUGAGUCCAGAGCUGGGGGUCUGUGUUGGGGGACUGGAGGAGCAGGAAGAGGGCCUUAAGCUUCACCUGAGCAGACCUGGAGAGCCACAGGAACGAGGGACCCCUAGAAGGGAGGACAGAAAGGGGGAGGAGGAAUAUGAUAUAGGUGGGAUGACUUUGGAUGAAUGGAGAGAUGGAGGAAAGUUAGAUGUGGAAAGUCAUAGAGGGAUGUACGCCCUCGGAGAAGCAGAAGAAGAAGAAGCCAAGAAGGAGGAGAGCAGGAGUCCACUUCGGACCACCUCCUUUACCGAGAUGGCGAAGAGAAGGAACAGAAGAAGUGGGUUCGGGGCCCCUGAACCGUCCUAUUGCACUGGCCUCAGUAAUGCUGCUGAUAAGAAAGCUACAAACAUGACCUUUGGGACUUUCAGUUACUCCCCUGUGUUCUCGGAUCCCCCUCCCCCUCCUCCUCCACGACCUUUACCCCCAGUCCCCCCCACCCUGCCUCCUAUCAAAGUCUGCACCCUCACUGCCAACUCCUUCAGACCUGACCGAUUUGAUUGGCUGAUGGCGUUUUCACCCGACGGGGAAACGCCACCACUCCCCCCGAGAAAACAUGAGCUGGUGAGUCCACCGACGAAGACAACCUCCCCGAAGACCACAACAUCCCCGAAGACCACAACCUCCCCGAAGACCACAACCUCUCCGAAGACCACAACCUCCCCGAAGACCACAUCCUCAUCAGGGUCUACCUCAGGUAGGGGGUCAGGGUCAGGGUCAAAUGUGACAACCUUCAAGGAGCUGCGUAACCGUAGCAAGACCAGCUUCCCCCCCACUCAGAUCAUAACCGACCCAGACCCCGACCCCAACAUCAUCACCCCUGACCCUGACAUACUCUACAACCUCAAAUGGAGGAGGGAGAAGACGGACGGGGACGAUGUCCAAUGGGAGUACACCUCCCAGGCUCAGGCCGUCUUCAUGAACCCGCCCCCUCUCACCUCAUUGGCUGCCCUCAGAGAAAUGUUCCAAAAAGAGGAUGAUGACAUUGGACAACCCGAAGUGCGUCCAUCACAGAAGAUUGGGUGCUCAGCCAGCGAGGGGGACCUGUGGAUGAGGGGGCUAGAGAGAGAAGGGGAUGGACAGAUGAGGGAGGAGGAGGAAAGAGAAGGAGAUGAAGAGAUGGAGGUGAGAGGAAGAGCGGAUGGAGGAAGAACACUGGAGUCCAGAACCACAGCGGUCCGCAGCGUGUCGUUCGCCGGUUCGGAACCAAAAGGCUUGACUUCCUGGAUGGGAGAAAAUGUGCGGGGUCCUGUGAGAGGUCUCGGGCUGUCCUCUCUGUGCCCGCAGGAAAAGAGAGCUCUGGUCAGUUCAGUCAGCGUGGCGGUGGAGGCUGUGUUGGCCCAGUUCAGCUCCUCCAGGACCCUGGUACAGAAGCCUGUUUAUGAGGCGCUGUCAGGAGACAGUAGUGUGAAUCCGUCUGUGGGUCGCCUGGCGCUGCAGUGUCUCUGCCCCGCCCUGCGCAGCCUGCUGUCCGAUGGCCUCAAGCCCCACCAGAAUGACCUUAUUGCAGGCAGGAGGCCAAAUUCAGCCUGGGGACUGGUCCAGGCCUCCACCAAGUCAGGCCCCGGUACAGCAGCCUUGCACAGCAUUCAGACUCGUGUUGGAGAGCUAACACAGCUGAGGCAAAGCAAACACAGGUUCAACGCCUUCCUGCUCGGCCUGCUCAACAACAAGCUGCUGGAUUUCUGGCUCUCUCAUCUGCAGUCCUGCAGUGACGUGCUGGAGACAUUUUAUCGUCCCACUUCCUUCAUGCGCCUGUCCUCCACUUCCUGCCAGCCUCUGUUUGAAGAGCUCCUCCUUCUCCUGCAGCCACUCGGCCUGCUGACCUUUAACCUUGACCUGCUCUUCCAGCACCACCAUCUCGAGCCAGCCAAUCAAAGCCCAGACAUCCCUAGCCCACCCAAUCAGGAUGCAGGGUUCAGGCUCUCACCACGAGGGGCGGCUGCUAAUUGGUCGGGUAGAAGCUACUUUGAGAGCCUGUCAGAGCUUGAUUCUGGGAGCGUGGAACUUGAGGAGACCAAUGUCAGAGCAAGUUCCUGUUCAAUGGCUGAUUCGCUGGCUGGAGGGUUGGGGGAGUUGGCCAAUGGCGGUGUGGCGUCUGUGAAGGUCCCUGUCUGUGUGGGGAAGACAAGCCCUCAGCUGCUGUGGGUGCAGGAGAAGGAGAUAAGGAACAUAGCGCCUCCUAGUGACGGGGAGGCCAGCUUAUCCCAGCAGGCCGGACAGGUCAUCCAGCAGGGAUGGGGUGCUGUGAUGCGCUGGGGGGGCCGGCUGGGCCAGAACUUGACGGAGCUGAGCCCAGGGGUGACAUGCAGACCUCCAGACCUCCAGGGCCAGGCUCAGCACACUGACCCCAGUGGGAGUGAGCGUCCUCGGGCAGACGGUGCUGCAGCUGUACCCUGGAGCUUUGGGAGACUGUUUGGUGCCUCUAAAGACUCUAUGACACCCACCCCACCGAGCAGACGUCCUUCUCAGUGGCUGGCUCCUGGUGUCACUGUUCUGACCCGCAUGGUCAGCAGCAGUUCCACCCCCACAUUCAAGAGGGCGCUGGAGCCUGAGGCCAAGUGCCAGAUAGAGAUGGAGAGACAGAGGGAGGGGGACACUGAGGAAGACACGGACAAGCCACGCCCCCUCAGGUCGGUCAGGACGCUGUGCGAUCACUCUGGCACAGGGGCGGAGCUUAGCUUCCAGAAGGGGGAGGAGCUAGUCAUCUUGGGUGGCGUCGACCACGACUGGAUUCGCUGCCGUCAAGGAGAAAAGGAAGGCCUCGUGCCCAUUGGCUACACCUCCUUAAUCAUGUGACUUCAGUUGCCGGAUUGCUGCUGAUAUAAGAAUUUAAGAACAAAAAAACAAAAAAAAGAUUAAUAAUGAGAGGUUGUGUUCAGGUACUAAUACUCUAGAGAAUAGAUAGUUCACACUUAAAUCAAGAUGGUCUGAAAUGUAGGUACAUAGCGUACAACACCAUCUGCUGUAUUCAGUUCACCGUGUGAGGAAACAGCAGCGUUAACCCACACAUGAACAGGUGUGGGUCCCCUUCGUUCGGUGGAAUUUAUUUGUAUGGAAUUUCACAGGGAACAAGACAAGUACAACAGAUGGUGUGCAAUAACAACUCCGCUCAAAUCGACAACACUUCUCAUCUUUGAUUUCGUGGUGAUUUAUCUCUUGUUCCUUGUUUCUCCAUCCUCUCUCCUCGUGACCAAAGAUCUGGCAGCAUCUGGAUGAGUCUGAGCCAGAUGAGAUCUGUGCUUAAUUCAGCUCCUCCCCGCGCUCUCAGAUCAGUGGUCACUCUGAGGCGUGGCGGCCUGCUGGUCAGGUGUUUCCCUGCUGCGUCGUCGUAGAGACGCGGCUCAGACCAGCCGGACGUCCAGUGGAGGAAGGGGUGUUCGAGUAUUGGCCCGUAGUUCCUGUUGCGUAGAGAUGUAACUUAGUGACCCGUAGCUGUGUUCUGUGACCUCUCUGAUAACCCUGACCCCCCCCCCCCCGUGGCCUGGUUUGUGUGUUGACAUGUUUCUGCAACUAUUAAGCGUUAAAUGAUAACUAUUUGACUGUAUAAAUAUACAUACAAAAUAUAUAUAGGUAUAUGAAUAUAGACUGGUUUUACCAAGAUAGAUAGAAAGAUGGAUGAACACGAGAAAAACAGAUGAGAGAUAAUUCAAAGAUAAAACUUUCAAGGUUGAUCAAGAGUUUAACUCGUUAGUGAUUGGCUCUUUGAUUUUGCUGCUCUCACCAAUCACAAUUCUAGAUUUUAGUAGCCCCUCCCCCACACAGACUGUGGAUGUGCUGUGUCACGUGAUCUGGUGUCUGAAGGUUUCUUCCUGUGUGUUGUAUUUCCUCCCACCCUCAUAGCAUCAUAUCCACGUCAUCAGUAGAUAUAAUCUCAUAUGUUUAGUCCCUGAAUGCGUAGGACUGUGAAUGCUUUGAAUGAAUGCAAAAGAAUAUCUAUUGAAUAUCUAAAGAAUAUCUAACGAAUCUGCCCUACUGUCAAGACAGCACAGUAGACUCUAACUAGCGUAGCAGUACUGUAGCUGAGAUACGCACCUCCUCUUCAGUCUCACAUCCAGAUACUUCACAGGCUACCAGUUGAACCAUCCACCUCGCAGACACUCAGCAUUCAACCAAUCAGAGCUUACGAGCGUAUGUUCCUUCCUUGUUUCUGAUUGGACCACAGCUGUAAAAAUCCACACCUGUGAAUGGCUGCCUUGUCCCUGAGUCUGUGUGACUGAACGAUCACAUGCUACCCUACUUGUCAUGUUAAACAUGUGAGAUGAUCAUCGUUCAUAUUAUUAGUAGUGGUAGUGCAAGAUGUUCAAGUGGUAGUGUAUUGAUAACAAUGUUAUAUCACUAACAAUAUGCUGUAUGGUAUUUUAGGAUUUGGUUGGUAGUUAUUCUGUAGAAUUAGCGUUAUGACUAUGCAUAUCAUGUACUUCUCAAGCUCUCUGGUGGAAAGAUUCUGCGGUGAUCAUAGUUUAUUUGCUUUUAAAGCUACCCUCCAUACUAGAAUGCAGUACUCCAGACAUUCAAGUGUCUUUUGUAAAGUCUUAUAUUACUACACCUACCUUGAAUGACCUAACCCUUAACUUGAAUUCAGGAAACACAACUGUUGAAAUGUCUUUUUGAUUGGCUGGGAAAGGCACAGUAAAGGUCUUCGUGCCAACAAGCCAUGUAGCCUGAGCAUCAUGUUACUAUGACGAUGCUCAAGGGUAAAAUGACCCUGGCAGCCAUAUUUCCAAAAGUACUGUAAGGUGUCUAGUUAGAGAUACACACCCACCAUCUGUGGCUGCCAUUCAAUGUCCAAGCCCCUAGACCAUAUAAAUGUAUUUGCAGAUAAAUAAUAAACAAUAACUAUAAGGUAGUAUUGUGUUUGUCGAGAUUACCCAUUUAUCUUGACGGUUUAGGAUUUUGUUCUGGUUGAUUCAGGUUUAUUUUUAUGUUUGAUGUUUAAUGAUCGUCUUAAUGCUUUUGUAUCAGAUGUUAAUUUAUUGGAUGUUAUUUUUGGAGAUGUGCUGAGAUUUCUGGAAGGUAAACAGCCGUCUCAUGUGAACACUCCUAACUGUCUCUCUAUCUAUCUGGGGUUCUGCGUGUGUUCGUGUGUGUGCGCGCGCCUCCACAUGUUCAUGUGAGUCCAUGCAUCUGUACUCUCGCACGUGCCCGUGUGCACAUGUGAGUGUGCACGUGUGAGCGUGCACGUGUGAGUGUGCACAUGUGUGUAGCAGUGUGUUUCUGUAUUCUGGUGUGAUGUAGGCUACCAUGCCCUCUAUCUUACUGUUGCAUUUAUAGUAGCUCCUGCCCCUCUAGUGUCAGUCAAAGUCAAACCCCUGCAUGUGCUUGUUUGUAAAUAUAUCCAAUAAAUAAUCAAUAUACACCAGUCCUUCCUCAUGUGUUGGUGUGUGUUGAAGGGUCAUGGGGUCAUGGGGUGAGGGUCAGAUAGACUUGGAUAGAAAGUCUUUGGUACUACUGUUCCUACGGAUGAUCUCCUGCAAAGGUGAUGAGGGAGGCAGUACUCUCCUCUCACCACUAGAGGGCACUGUUUGUCCGGUCAUGAGGGCUAUCCUGAAGGAGCUCCAGUAGAGGGCCUAGUAGACUGAGGAACAUCUGUUAGCUUGAACAGUCUCACUCCGCAAACAGUUACACGAACACAUCAGACACGGUUGCGUUGACGAAAAUUGCAUUUUAUUGUCAUCAAUAUAAAGGCAAAGGUUUGAAAUGACAUUCUUUGACAAUGAGCUAUGCUUUUCUUCUUUUCGAUACAGUUUUCAGAAUCUAUCGCGAAAUGGUACAUGUCAUGCAAACUAAAUAUAUAGGUUUUGUAUCUUAUAUUUGCUAUCAAGUUAACCACUGGCAAUGAUGUAGUGCUUUCAGUUUAAUAUGAAAGGAACGACACAUGUAAACAGUCAAAUAAAUGGCACUUUCUUGGUUUGGUGAUGCAGGCAGGCCACCUCAAACCACAGAGAGCUACCGUAUAUAAACGCAACACAAGCAAUCUGUUCUUUUCGCUGAUUGUCCGGCCCAGCUACAAAACACAACCUUCCACUUAGGGAAAAAAGCGAACAUGUCAAAUAGAAAACAAAACAUUAAAAAAGUCAAACUGUAUACAAUCAUAGUCCAUUAAAAGAGAAAUAUUUGAUCCAAUUUCACAUUGGUCAGUUUUGUUUAAAUACGUUUUAGUAAAAUGAAGGCCUUUGAUUAACUUUUCCUCUUCUGUAUAAUACUAAUAAUUACAUUACUGAUAUCUGAGAAAGUGCAUAAAUCUAUGAGCUUAAUUGUUCUGUUCACCCUAUGUAUAUGCAUGUAUACUGCAUAUAAAUACAGUAUAUAUGUUUGUGUAUGUAUGUAUGUACAUUCACAUGGAGCUCAAUGCCAUUAUAUUUCUACUGUUACCCCAUGUAUAAGAAUAAUCGUACUACUAAAUCUUUACAGGUAAAUGAGCUUAAAUGACCAUAUUCACCAGUUCACAACUUUAUCAAAUCAAAAUGGGAGAUAUUGCUUUUAAAGACUGCAUUCAUUGAGGUACCUACAGUUUACUACAUGGCACGUCACCCGUGCAGUGUGAGCAGUAGUCUCUCUCUCUGAAUGUUCCCGCUCUCUCAGGAGAGGGAAACAAUAUCAAAGGCCGUCUGAAGUUGUACAUCGCUGGAGAGCUCACACCCUCCCCAGACACAACACAGGAAAAUACUCACACAAAUACAUAUAUAUAUAUAUGCCGUUAUUUGAGAGCGCUAAAUUUGCCCUUUGAAAAUAAUCUCAUUCAAAAACCCUCAUUAAAAAGUCUAUUGCAGUGAAGCCACGAUCAUGGCCGACACUAGACAUUGCCCUUCUCCUCCAACUAUAUGGCACAGCUUCCUCUCCCUGUCUUCAUUUCAUGUACAACAUCAUGGAUCGAAGGUCUAAUUCAAGUCAGAGGUGCCUUUCCUGUUUGCCUGUUAUCUCAGUCAAAGUAGACCAGGGGAAGUGGACAAGGAGAGGGAGCUAGUUCUUAAUUUUCAGACACAGCCCUCAUCUCG